Messenger RNA from Huiozyma naganishii CBS 8797, 3114 nucleotides. It is a transcript of the gene GCV2, whose product is annotated as glycine decarboxylase subunit P. Lineage: Eukaryota; Fungi; Ascomycota; Saccharomycetes; Saccharomycetales; Saccharomycetaceae. Gene Ontology annotation, cellular component: mitochondrion; glycine cleavage complex. The transcript has a single exon. The coding region runs from base 1 to 3114 and encodes 1037 amino acids. Gene Ontology annotation, molecular function: pyridoxal phosphate binding; glycine binding; glycine dehydrogenase (decarboxylating) activity. The record is from RefSeq and is a predicted model, not a curated record. Gene Ontology annotation, biological process: glycine decarboxylation via glycine cleavage system.
AUGCUCAAGGGUAGGUUUUUGGGGACAUUGGCGCAAACGAGGUAUGUUUUGAGAAAUCGCGCUUUUAGAGCCACUGGGAUCUGUUGUGGGUCUGUGGUUGUCCCUCAGAGAGGGAAUCAUUCCUCUGCCGGAAAAACUGACGUUUCGUCGAACCAGUAUGGUCAAUUGUAUAGCAGUACAGGGUCCGCGGAACUCGGGAGACCACUGGACACUUUUUUGAGAAGACACAUUGGGCCAUCGCCUAAUGAUACCAGUGGGAUGCUGGAAACGAUGGGCUACAAUGAUCUCCAGGAAUUUGUUGCCGCUGUGGUACCCUCUAAGAUCUUGCAGUUGAAGCCGUUGGGGAUCGGUGCCCCACAGAAGGGAUUUACAGAACAAGAGAUGUUGAAACAUUUAAGGCAUCUCGCCAAUAAAAAUCAGUAUCAGGUGAAAAAUCUUAUUGGGAAGGGUUACUACGGUACAAUAUUACCCCCUGUUAUCCAAAGAAAUGUCUUGGAAUGCCCAGAAUGGUACACAUCGUACACGCCAUAUCAGCCAGAAAUCUCACAGGGGAGAUUGGAAUCCUUGCUUAACUUCCAAACUAUUAUUUCCGAUUUGACAGGGCUGCCCAUUGCCAAUGCGUCCCUUUUGGACGAAGGUACAGCCGCUGGGGAGGCAAUGCUCUUAUCCUUCAACAACUCCAGGAAGAAGAAAUUGAAGUACAUUAUUGACAAGAGAUUGCACGAACAGACUAAAUCUGUUUUGAAGACAAGAGCACAGCCCUUCGGUAUCGAGUUAGUGGAGACUGAUCUUUACGAUUCGGAAACCGUUUUGCCACUUUUGGAAGAUGAUCAAGUAUGUGGCUGUAUGGUUCAGUACCCUGCUACAGAUGGGUCCAUUAUUGCACAGGAGGCGUUGCAAGAAGUGUCCGAGGCGAUUCACGCUAAUAAAGGGCUUUUAACAAUGAACACCGAUCUGAUGGCAUUGACUCUAAUGAAACCACCUGCCGAAUUCAACGCUGAUAUCGCAUUGGGGUCCUCCCAAAGAUUUGGCGUCCCCAUGGGAUUCGGUGGUCCACAUGCUGCUUUCUUUGCUGUGACAGACAAAUUGAGUAGAAAGAUCCCGGGAAGAAUCGUUGGUGUUUCCAAGGAUAGGCUGGGGAAGAGAGCCUUGAGAUUGGCAUUGCAAACGAGAGAACAGCACAUCAAACGUGACAAGGCCACCUCCAAUAUCUGUACUGCCCAAGCGCUACUGGCCAAUAUCGCAGCCAAUUACGCUGUUUACCACGGUCCACAGGGGUUGAAAGAUAUUGCAAAGAGGAUAUAUGCCAUGACGACCAUACUGGCAAACUCGAUCAACAACUCUUCCAAACAUUCAGUUUUAUGCGCAAACUGGUUUGACACCCUAACCGUUAAACUUGGGGAUGGCUUAAUUGCAGACCAGUUUUUGCAAAGAGCAUUGGAGCAGUAUAACAUGAAUCUGUUCAAAGUUGAUGAUAAUACCGUAUCACUGUCAUUAGAUGAAACAGUCACGGAGGAGGAUCUUUCGAAACUGAUUAAGCUAUUUAACAACGACGCGAGUCCCGAUGGCGCACUACCAAGCAAGCUUCCUGAAUUCCCAGUAGAACUUUCACGCGAGGGAGAGAUAUUGCUUCAAGAAGCUUUUAAUAAACAUCACAGUGAAACUGCAAUGCUAAGGUACCUGCACCGUUUACAAUCCAGAGACUUAUCACUUGCUAAUUCGAUGAUCCCAUUGGGCUCUUGUACCAUGAAGUUGAACAGCACAGUGGAGAUGAUGCCAAUCUCAUGGCCAGAAUUCGGUAACCUACACCCAUUCCAACCAAGUGAACAAGUUAAAGGGUUUCAUGAACUGGCAGAGAACCUGGAGAAGGACUUGGCUUCUAUCACAGGGUUUGAUGCCGUUUCUCUACAACCAAACUCAGGUGCACAAGGUGAAUAUACUGGGCUGAGAGUUAUCAGAACAUACUUGAAUGGUAUUGGUCAAACCCAUAGAAAUAUAUGUUUAAUUCCAGACUCUGCGCACGGUACGAACCCUGCAUCAGCGGCAAUGAGUGGGCUAAAAGUCGUACCUGUGAAGUGUUUGGAAAACGGAUCUCUCGACCUAGAAGACUUGAAACUGAAAGCAAGAAAAAACAAAGAUGCCUUAGCAGCCAUCAUGAUCACAUAUCCAUCGACGUACGGUCUCUAUGAACCGGGUGUCAGAGAAGCUAUUGACACUGUCCAUGCACAUGGGGGACAGGUGUACUUGGAUGGUGCCAACAUGAAUGCACAAUUAGGUCUAACAUCUCCAGGGUUCCUGGGCGCUGAUGUUUGUCACUUAAAUCUACACAAAACUUUUGCUAUCCCACACGGUGGCGGAGGUCCUGGUGUUGGGGCCAUUGGUGUUAGAAGUCACUUGAAAGAUUAUCUUCCAGGCCAUGCUAUUGCACCUCCAACAAAUGCGACUUCAUCUAAAGCGAUCGAUGCGGUCAGCUCUGCUGCUUAUGGUAACGCUUUAGUCCUACCUAUCUCGUACGCUUUUAUCAAGAUGAUGGGUAAUGAAGGCUUACCAUUUGCGAGUAUCAUGGCUAUGCUGAAUGCUAAUUACAUGAUGACCCGGUUGAAGAAGUAUUAUAAAAUUUUAUUUGUCAAUGAGAAGAGCGAUUUGAAGCAUUGUGCCCACGAGUUCAUCGUGGAUUUGAGGGAAUAUAAAGAGCACCAUGUGGAGGCAAUUGAUGUUGCUAAGCGGUUACAAGAUUAUGGGUUCCACGCUCCUACCCUAGCUUUCCCCGUUCCAGGCACGCUGAUGAUAGAACCUACAGAGUCUGAAAACCUGGAAGAGCUUGAUAGAUUUGUGGAUGCCAUGAUUUCUAUUAAAGGUGAGAUCGAUGCUUUUGUUGCUGGGAAACCGGAGGGUCAAGUAUUGAAAAAUGCCCCACAUUCCUUGGAGGAUUUGAUUUCUUCAAAAGACUGGGACACCCGUGGCUAUUCAAGAGAACUUGCGGCUUAUCCGCUACCUUACUUGAAUUAUAACAAGUUUUGGCCUGUUGUUACAAGAUUGGAUGAUACUUACGGUGAUUUGAACUUGAUAUGCUCCUGUCCAACUGUGGAAGAGGUUGCCAAUUCUCAGGAUUAG